This is a messenger RNA of Phlebotomus argentipes, 845 nucleotides long. It is a transcript of the gene Gpb5, whose product is annotated as thyrostimulin beta-5 subunit. Gene Ontology annotation, cellular component: extracellular region; cytoplasm. NCBI's taxonomy places the organism in Eukaryota, Metazoa, Arthropoda, Insecta, Diptera, Psychodidae. Bases 149 to 643 code for a protein of 164 amino acids. Gene Ontology annotation, biological process: G protein-coupled receptor signaling pathway. Gene Ontology annotation, molecular function: hormone activity. The transcript has 2 exons. The record is from RefSeq and is a predicted model, not a curated record.
ACGCACCAGAAUCCCAAGAAGAGAAUAAAACCAGAGUUCCUUCUCGCCAGGAAGCUCACAACGCAGUCUUAACCAGACAGAAAUACUCGAAUCUCCCAAGAGGCCAUCAUUUCUGAGGAAUUUUACCAGUGAUUCUGUGCGUGGGACGAUGAGGUUGCAGAUCUGGUCUCUGAUUCUUGCCGUUCUGGCAAACAGCGGAGGAGCUCUUGAGAUUUCCACCGUCCUGGACACUGCAGCGUCCGCCAAAGUGGCCACUCUGGGCUGCCAUCGGCGGGUGUAUACCUAUCGUGUCACGCAGACCGACCACAAGGGCCGCGAGUGUUGGGACGUCGUGAGCGUGAUGAGUUGCUGGGGCCGCUGCGACUCCAACGAGAUCAGCGACUGGAAGUUCCCCUUCAAGCGCUCCUACCAUCCCGUGUGCGUGCACGCCGGUCGCUCCCCGGCCGUGGCGGUGCUGAAGAACUGUCAUCCCGAUGCGGAGCCCGAAACCAGGCGCUAUCACUACACCGAAGCCAUCGCUUGCCACUGCCAGACGUGCUCCACGCAAGACACCAGCUGCGAAGCCCCCAAGGAGACCCACAAUGAGUCCGCCGUGAAGGUGCUGGCGCUCACCGGACCGGCAGCAGACGACCUGGACUAUUAGAAAACCCACAGAAUCAUGGCAAAAUGAGAAAAUGUUAUGAAUAAAAUAAAUCCUCGCAUCGACACUGGAAAACUCUUGCAAAUAUUGCGCAUCCACCUUGAGAUGACUCAAAGAAGAUCCUGGAAGCACCUGCUGUAGACAAAGAUUGUAAAUUAGAGCCCCAAAGCAAGUGAUGAAAAUAAAUUUAUCGUGCGGAAUAGAA